AUGACUCACGAGCUGCUGACCUGGGUCAAGACUGCCCACCCCUACUGGAACCGGACCGGCGGCGCCGACCACAUCUGGCUGUUUGCGCACGACGAGGGCGCCUGCUGGGCCCCCAGUGAGGUUUACGAGAACUCCAUAAUCCUGACUCAUUGGGGGCGGCUGGACAAGCACCACGUCAGCGGCACUAGUUACUACCCGGACAAUUACACCCUGGAGGUGACCGACGACCCCUUCCAGCCCCAGGGGUUCACGCGACUCAUCGGAGGCCACCCCUGCUACACCCCGGGCAAGGACCUGGUCAUCCCGCUGUUCAGGGGGCCCGAGAGGUACAAAUCGUCACCCUACCUGGGCGCCCCCCAGCCGAAGCGCGACAUCCUCUUGUUCCACCGCGGCCGCAUGGGCACCAGCGACUUCCCAUCAUACAGCCGCGGCGUUAGGCAGGAGGUGGGGCCGCGGCCUGCCCCUGGAUGA
Molecule: messenger RNA, 471 nt
Organism: Monoraphidium neglectum
Lineage: Eukaryota; Viridiplantae; Chlorophyta; Chlorophyceae; Sphaeropleales; Selenastraceae
Product: exostosin-like glycosyltransferase
Exons: 3
Coding region: 1-471 (156 amino acids)
Molecular function (GO): glycosyltransferase activity
Source: RefSeq, a predicted model, not a curated record